AUGGCGGAUUCAUCGCGGGUCCAGUGUUUUCGUUGUGGUGGUUUCGGUCACUUCUCCCGAAACUGCGUCUGGCCCGGUUUCGGCGGCAGGGGCGGUGCUGGUGGCGGACUACCCCGCAGUCUUCCCCCAGCCGCGCACGCCGCCGCGGUAGGCGACCGCAACGCGCGCGCCCUCUGCGCCGCGUGCGGGCACUUCGGGCACACAGAGGCCAAGUGCGGGCGCGACCUCCCCAUGGGUCCCCUCCCGCCGCACCCCAUGGGUCCCCACUUCCCCCACCCCGACCUCCACCGCCCUUUCGAUCCGCGUUUCCCUGGCGGAGCCAUGCCGCGCUGGCCGCGAAUUCCGGGAAUGGACGACGAUCCACGUAGGCUGUACCCCAGGGGCCCUGCUGGUUGGCGCGGGCCUCCUCCUAGAGAUGACACGUGGCGACCCGCGCGGCGGGAUAUACCCGGGAGGGGGGACUAUGGCGCGGAUGCGGGGGAGCGGGAGGAUAGGCGCGGUCCAGGGUGGUUGGAAGAGGCUGAAAGGGGUUUCGCUAGGUCCAGAAUAGAGGCUGGGGAGAUUCGCGACGAGGAGGCGGGGGAGAGAGCAGGGAGGGGGGGCGACGAGCGAUGCAAUGGUGGGCAAUUUCCCCGGAGGCUAGCGGGAGGCCUUCACCCUGGGCCGUUGGAGGGGGGGAGCAGCGAAUUCAGGCAGCCGCGCAGCAGAGAGCGCAGGGACGGGGAUGGCGGAGGGAUGGGGGAGUUUGCGGGUGCGUAUGAUGUGAGGCUGGGGCAUGGGCGCGGCGGGGGAUUUCCGCAUUCUGGUGGCGCAUGGGCGGAGGAUUUUGUUCCGCUAGGGUGGGGGGAUGGGUGGGGCGGGGAGAGCUCGGGGGUGUGGCAUGGCGCGCUGGAUGCGGGCGCGGGCGGCGCUGGUGGCGGGCCUGGCUGGGGCGCUGGCGCGGAUAGGGAGGUGCGCGGGGAUGUUCGGGGGGAAGGGCGUGGGGAGUUUUCUGGUAGGCGGGGGGAGCGGGGGAGCUAUGGGGGAGCUGAGCGGGAGGGGCGGGAAGGAAGGGCUUAUAACGGGUAUGAAGAGUGGGAGGGUGUGGAGGGAGAAGGAAGGAGGGGGUGGGGGAGGAGAGGGGUGGAGGGGCAGAGAGAGGAGGUUGAGAAGGGCGAGGUAAGGGAGAGAGGGGAUCAAGCGGAUGAAGGGGAAGUGGGGGUGGAUGAGAGAGAGGAGGGGGAGGAUGUGGAAGAGGGAUGCGUAGAGGGGUCCGUAGAGGGACGAACGGAGGGAAGAAUGGAGGGAAGAAUGGAGGGGAGGGAGAGGCCAUUAUCUUUGUCGCCUAAGAGACGAGCCUCUAAGAGUCCUCUUGAGAAUGGGCCUGGAUUGAGCGAGCAUGGUAAGCUAGACAAGGAGCGGGCGAGUAGCAAAGUAGAUGCUGAAAGGCCGCAAGAGGAGAAAGCAGGGAGCUUGAAGGACGAAUCGGGGGCGUCGCGACCUAGGAAGGAGGAUACGGCAGUGGGAGAUCUAGUGGCAAUGACUAUUGAGAAGGUGGAUCGUGGUCCUGUGUUGAAGCAACAUGUGGAUGAGCAGGAGGCUGGCGGUGGAAAGGCUGCUUUGGAGUUGACACACAAGUCACCAGAGGAGAGGGCUGGUGAGAAGGCAGCUAUGGAGAGGGCUGCGAGUGAGGUGGUAGUUAGGGAUACGAUGACUGCUAGUGACACGGGUGCUAGGGAGACGGGUUCAAGUGAGGGAGUAGGUAGGGAAGAAGUUAGUGAAACGAAGGCUAGGGAUAAGACUAGUGAGGCAGUAGAAGGCAGGGAACAGGUUAAGGGUGAGAAGGUGACUGAAGCCUGUCUAAUUGUACAACGUGAAUCAUCACCUGUGCCGUCGAGUCGACCUCCAGGUGAUUCUUCAGGUGGUAGUUCACCCAAAUUACCUGCUAGGCUUGCUUCUGGCAGUGCUGCCUCCGAGCCUGCCACCGUACCAGCGGCCAGCAUCCCCAAACCUGAGGGAGCUUCCGAGCCUGCCACCGUUCCUGACACCACAGCUUCCGAUAUGGAGGCGCGGGCUUCCAAGGCUGCUGCUGGUGCCGAGCCUGCUGCGGCCGAGCCUGCACUUGCGGAUAGGGUUUCAUUGCAGCUCUGCCCCUCGUUCUCCCGCCCGUUUGGUGGGUUUGGAGAAGUGGGGGGUACAGACGGGCCGUGGUGGCCUCCCAAUGCUGGGAGAGAGCCUUUAAGUAAGGAGCAAGCAAGUAAAGAGCAAGUGAGUGAAGAGCAAGGGGAACCGGUUGGGGGUAGUGGCCUGGGGGAAGGAGCUCCUGCUAGAGUAGAGGGGGAAGGUGGUGCGGUUGGAGGUGAAGGAGAGGGCGUGACAGGUGGAGAUGCAGGGGAGCGCGAUGUGGGUAGAAAUGAGAGAGGAGAGGGACAGGUGGAUGCUGGUGGGGAUAAAGGGGGGAAGCAGCUGGGUGAUGCAGGGGCUGUGGCACAGGCAGAGGAGGGUACAGCAGGGGUGAAUUUGGGUGCAGAAGGGGCGGAGGGAGGGGAAAAAGCGGCUGGAAGGAGUUUAGAUCCUUGUAGAGGCGAUUGCAGGGAGCUUGAGGCACAGAGGCGUGAGGCUGGAGGAGUUGAGGAUGGGAGUGAUCAGGCUGGGUGCAACAGAGGGGUGGGUGAACGGAGGCUGGUGGUGGGAGGUCCCGUUGAUGGGAUGCAAUCGGAGGAAGAAGUGCAAGGGAGGGGAGGUAUAGAGACAGGGAGGGAAAGGGGUGAGGAAGUGAGGCUUGCAGAAGGUGCUGUUGCAGCAGGAGCCACGGUUGUGACUGAUUCUGAGGUGGCAGGUGCUGAGGCGGCAUGUCUGGAGGUGGCAUCUGUUGAGGUGGCAGGUGCUGAGGUGGUUACUGCGGAGUUGCAGAGUGUGGAUGAGAGGGUGGAGAGGUUGAUGCAAGGCGUGGUGCUCGUGGCUGGGAAAGAGAAGGACAUAAUUUUUGAGCUGCUGAGUGCAGCAGCAACGUUGGUGGAGGAGCAGUUGGAGAAGGAACUGGGAAUCCUGUGCGAACCUGUCGCUGGUACUGGUGCUCCACUUGCAAGCACUAGUCUCUCCCUUCAAGCGUAUGGUGAGCUUCCGAGCCCAUUGGGAGGUGCAGCAGGCAGCAUGGCAGAGCCAUGGGCAUUGGAUGAGCCGGCUGCAGCGUCCACCAGGCGAGGCUCGUCCCUCUCCCUGCAAGCAGCAGGCUCCUCUGUUUCGCUGCAGGGCGCGAGGGAGUCAGGGGUUGACAUGGCUGCUGCUGCUGCGGAGCUGGUAAUGCGGAAUGCGCUCUUGGUUCAGCAGUUUGGCCUGGCGAUCCUGGGAGAAGGUGAACCUGAAACUGUAACUGGAAACGAACCUGGUGUCGAACCUGGUGCUGAACCUGAUGCAGAACGUGCGGCCAGAGUUGAACCGAAGCUGGAGUUAGCUUCUCAGGGUGAGGGUGCUGAAGAGAAGUUGGGGAGAGAGAGGCAUGCUGGGACGGUGGAGAGCGGUGCUGUGGUUCAAGGGGAGGUACCAGGGUCAGCAGCUACAGGAGCAGCAGCAGCAGAGGCAGGAGCGGGCACACGAGAAGCAGGAGGAGCAGGAGAAGAAGGAAAAGGGGCAGGAGAAGCAGGGGCUGCUGUUGGGGCUGUGCGCGAAAGAAAUGGGGGAGGAGGAGAGGCGAAUGGGGUGGGGCGAGAGGGAGAGGAGGGCAAACCCAGGGAGGUGGAUGGUGGUGCCGACUUUGGUCGCAUUUUCAACCUGCUGACGGCUCAACUGGAGCAGCAGCACAUGCAUUCGCUACAGCAAGACUUGUUAGUGGAAAAGGACUCGAAACACGAGGGAACGUGCAUGGAGGAAGCAUUUUCAGAUGCGCAGGGAGAGCUAGGAGCGGAGGGAGGGCAGGGCGGGAGCAGCUCAGUUGCUGUCCCGAGGUUUGUUCCUUUCGCUCUGAACGUUUCUCCCUUGGGGGAGGCGAGUGGAGACGAGAAGGAGGGCGAAACUGAGAGUGAGAGUGAGAGUGAGAGUGAGAGGAGUGAUGGUGGUGAGCUUGGUGGGUCGGCCCAGGCUGCUCUCAGGGAGACUGGGGCAAUGGCAGAAGAGGAAAGGAGAGGAAUGGAGUUGCGGACUGAGGCAGGAACUGAAGUGCGGGUUGGUGAAGCUGAGAGCAAUGGACUGUCUGGCGUGGGAGCUGGUGGGAAGCUUGGCAGUGGCGGUGGUGGUGGUGAUGGUGGGUCUGACCUACAGACCCAUAGCUCUAUGGAGGUUGACGGUGGUGCUGCUGUUCGAAAGGAUCCUGCCAGAGACGGAGAGAAGAAUGCCGGGAAGGUUUGUGCUGGUCGGGAUGGGGGAGUGGGGUUUGGAGAAGGCGAGGAGAGGGAGGAGCGAGGGAAGGAGACCGAGGAGGGAGGAAAGGGCGAGGAGCAGGAGAGAGAGGGAGGAAUGGGGGGUAAGGAGUCAGGGGAGGAUAGGUUUGGUGGAGAGAAGGAGAAUCUGGUUAAGAUGCAGGCAAGAGAAGAGAGGGAGGGGAGGAGGGAAGAUGGGGUAGCUGUUGAUGGAGAGAGCACGGUGGUGUCAAUCGAAGGGGAGCGUGCAGCUGUUGCUGCUGCAGUGGAACCAGUUAGUGGCAUGCAAGCAGCAAGUGUAGGGUUACCAGCAGCUACAAUGACGCCUGCUGCGCCUCUGAAUGCUGUGUCUGAUGCUCGCGUUUCUUCUAACUCUGAGCCUGCUGCUGAAGUGAAAGGCAAAGCACCAGGUUCUUCAGUAGCUUUGCAGCAGGAGAAGGGAACUGUUGUUGCUACUGCUGCUACUGCAAGAGCAGCUGAUGUGGGGAUCCCUGCCGCAGAAGCUUUACCAGCUGAAACUGUAUCUGCUGAGGCUGUAGCGGCCGAAGCUGGGGCUGUAGCAGGUGGAGUUGCAACUGCCAAGGCAGCACCCGCGGAGUCUGUUGCUGCCAAUGAAGCAGAUGCUAAGGCUGCUGCAUGUGCACAAGUGGUAUCUGCUGACCGUAUAGCUGCUGCUGCUGAUGGGGUGACUGGUUGGACAGAGAAAAACACAGAGGUAGGCGGAGAGAGGAAGCAGGGAGUAGGGGAUAGUGGUGAGGGAAGAAGUGAUUCAGUGGAUGGCAUUAGGGAGAGGAGAGGAGCUGAAGCGGGUACAGAAGAUGGAGAGGAGGAGGAAGGGGCGAGUCUGGAAGGUGCUGCCUCUCGUUCUCAUGAUCUUCCACAGCUGCAGGUGCAGCAGCGGGAACAGCACGAGGAGGAGGCGGAGGAGGCGGAGGAGGCGGAGGAGGCGGAGGAGAAGGAAGAAGGGGAGGAGAAAGGGGAGAAGGACGGGGAGGAGGAAAAAGAGCAACAGAAGGACAAGCAGCAGCAGCAGCAGCGGUGGUUGCAGGUGCCAUCUGAUCUGUUUUGGAACCGCAAUGCAGCAAAGGCAGGUCCGGUACUUAGGUCUCUCUUCCCAGGCAUAUUCACCACUAAGGGGCGCUUACCUAAGCAACAUUUUCUCAAGGGAAACUGGUACUACCGGGACGGUAUGGGCAAGGAGCAGGGCGGGGUGUCAUUCACGCGCCUGCAAUGGAUGGUCAGUGCAGGGUUGCUGGUGGAAGGAACGAGUGUGUGGCGCAAAGAGGACGACCUCUGGCUCCCUGUGGUGAAGCUCGCCCUGCUCACGCCCUACUUGUCACAGUUGCAGGACCCUGCGUUUGUUUUCGCCCUCGGGCUGAGAUUAGGGUUAGGGUUAGGGUUGGGUGUGGCCCCGCAGGUGCCUAUGGCUCGGGAUGGGUACCCCCUGGUAGUUCCGGGGUUGGAUGGGGCGGAAAAGGGGGUGGUGUUGCGUGGGCCAGUGUUUGCUGCUGGUGGAGGCAGGGAGGGAGUGGUGGAGGAGGAGGAUUGGGACCCUAGGCUGGACCGAGGGGUUACGGUGGAUGCAGGGAGGGGGAAACGCAGUUUGUUGGGGCAAAAGGAGGGGAGGGAUAGGGCUGAGAGGGGGGUGGUGUUGCGCGGGAAGGUGUUAGCUGCUGCUGGCGGCAGGGAGGGAGUGGUGGAGGAGGAGGAUUGGGACCCUAGGUUGGACCGAGGGGUUACAGUGGAAUCAGGGAGGGGGAAACGCAGUUUGGUGGGGCAAAAGGAGGGCAGGGAGGUGAGGGAAGGGAGGGAUGGGAGGGAGAAGAGUGGGGGCAGGGAGGGGGUAGAGAUGGAGGGGCGUUGGGAGGAUGUUGCUAGGGAGGGUGGCAGAGAGAUGGUCUUGGUGAGGAGUGCUGGGAGGGAGGAGCUCGUGGGUGAUGGGGGUCGAGGGGAUGGAGAUGGGGAUUCAGAGGAUGGGGAUGGGGAUGGGGUUGGAGAUGGGGUUGGUGAUGGGGUUGGGGAUGGGGUUGGUGAUGAGGUUGGGGAUGGGGUUGGUGAUGGGGUUGGGGAUGGGGUUGGGGAUGGGGUUGGGGUGGGGGAUGGGCUAGCGAUAUUGGUGCAGGCUGGGCUGCAGUCUGCCGCGUUAAGAGCUACUCCAGAACCAGAUAGUAGACUACAAUGUGGGAAACGUCUGAAUGAUAUGGGUAGGGGUUGCAAGGAUGAGGAGGUGGAGGAGGGGGAGGAAACGUGGGAGAGGAUUGGGUUGAUGGGGGAGAUGGAGGGGAAGGUGGGAGGUGAGGGAACGGGGGAGAGGAUUGGGGGGAUGGAGAGGGGGGUGGGAAGUGGGGAUUGUGAGAAGAUGGAAGGAGCAGAGGCGGAGGGGAUAGGGGAGGGGAUGAUGGAGGGAGUAGGGGAGGGGAUGGGGGAGGCGGAGCAAGGGGUGGGGCAUGGUCUGCUGUUUCUUGCAGCAGCAUGGGAGUCGGUAGGUGGGGAAGUGGGUAUGGGAGGGGAGAAGGAGGAGAAGGGAGAGGGGCAGGAAGAGGAGAAAGCAGAGGAGCAGGCAGAGGGGCAGGCAGGCAAGAAGGCAGGGGAAGAGGCAGAGGAGAAAGAAGGGGAGAAGGGCGGGGAGAAGGGGCAGCAAGAAAGACCACUCGGGGAGGAAGGUUCUGUUUCUCACUGUGUCCAAGGACCAAGGGGUGCUGGCAGUGGUGGGUCAUCCUGUCCUCUAGUGGAGGGGGCUGCAGCAGCAAGGGGAAGAGGAAAAGAGGAUCUGACUAUGGGAAAUUUCAAAAAGGAGUCAGCUGGGAAGGGGGAGACGGAGGCGGGUGAUAGCAGUGCUGUAGAUUUGGAUGCUGCCUCAGGGUUGGGUAUCGAAGGAAGGGUGGGUACGGGUGCAGGAGAGGGGCCGAUGGGUGGAGGUGCAGGCACUGUAACAGCAGCAACAGCAGCAGCAACAGCAGCAGCAGUAGCAGUAGCAGCAGCAGCAGCAGGUGCUGGCACUGUAGCAUCAGCUGAUGGUGGAGCGAUGCUGGUAGGGGGUUCAACAGCAGGGGCUUUCUCAGGGUGUCUGCCCGAAGUGGGGCAGGAAAAAGAUUUUCUCGAGCUGCCACAGAAAAGUCUGGCUGAUGUGGGAAAGGAGAAGGAUUUUGUUGAAAUGCCGUUCAGCCGCUACUCCCGUCGCAGAACCAUGGGAGUUGUUAAAGCCCAUGUGCAUGCCAGUGCCCCUCUUGGCCCCUCCGUAGCCUCUCAUGUGAUCCCUAUAGCCUCUGUUCCAGCUCCCACUACUGAGGUCGUUGCCUCUGAUUUGUUUGGUGCAGCUAGCGCUAAGUCUUCAGGUUUUGGUGCUGCUGCUCCCUCCGUUACAGUCACAGCAACCGAGGGGAUACUAGGGAAUCGCAGCAAGACGGAGGGGGAGGAUGUGACUGAAAAGGAGGUGAUAACCCUCCUCUCCUCAGGCCUCGUUAGUCCAGACCCCAUUCGUGAGCCUGUUCUUUCUACGGGGCACUGUGGGGGGGAGGGUGGGGAAGAUACUACUGGUGAAGGUACAACUGGUGCAGGUGCAUGUGAGGGGCUCGGAUGGAGGAUGGAGAUGGAUGGGCAUGAGGCCACAGGAUGGGGACGCAGGGGACAAAGAGAGGUGGGAAGCGGAGAGGAGGGAAAUGGAGAGGAGGGGCACAGAGAGGAGGGGCAUGGAGAGAAGGAAGUGUGUCCGGACGAGCGGCAUGCAGAAGGGGAGCAGCAGUACGAAUCAAUACCACAUGAGUAUAAGCCGUGGGUAGGGCCAGGAGUUGGGUGGGCGGACAGUAGAGGGCUGUCAGAUGCAGAUGACUCACGUGUGGCCACUCCAGAGCUGGCAGGGGCAGCUGCGCUCACCACUCUUGAGGUUUUGCCUCAAAGGCCACACGAGUACAAGGCAUGGGCAGUGCCAGGAGGGUGGGGGGAUGGUAGGGGUUUGUCAGACGCAGAUGACUCACGUGUGGCUACUCCAGAGCUGGCAGGGGCAGCUGCUCUCACCAUGCUGCUUCCCUCUGCUGAGAUGUUUGAGCUGACUCACAACAGGUCACCACUGAUUUACAAGUCACCAUUGACUCACAAAUCACCGUUCAUGGAGUCGAUUCACAAGUCACCGUUGGUUGACGCAGCUCACGAGUCACCAAUGGUGGAGUCGACUCACAAGUCACCUGCUGCUGUGGUCACUGUGCAGCUAGCAGCAGAGCAGGGAGAGGCAGGUAAGGUGGGAGCUCGCAAGGCAAAAGGAGAGCCCGCAGAGUUGAGAGCGGGAGGAGGAGGAGAGGCAGGAGAGGGAGGAGAUGAAGGGGAAGCUGCGUGCAUUGGUGAAUUCAAGGCUGGCGGUGCCUCACUUGCUACGGCUGCGACUGCUGCGUGUGCUGAUGGUGACGCUUCAGCUUCCGCCAGUGUUGGUGUUAACCCUGCUUUGAAAGCGGACGUGGAAUCACAAGGCUUCCGGAAAGAUGCUGAAGGAUUGGCUGGGGCAGCUGGAGGAGAUGGGUUAGGAAUAGGGAAGGGGGAGACGAAGCAGGGUGGGCAAAAGCAAGGAGAGGAGAAGCGGGGAGAGACGAAGCAAGAGGAGGAAGAACAAGAGGAGGAAGGGGACAGAGAGUCAGGGAAACUGGGGGAGUUUGCGGUUUGUGGCACUGACGGCAGUGGUGCAGCUGAUGGUGCUGGCGGUUGUGGUGUGGGUGCUGGUGGUAUUGCCGGUGGUGGUGCGGGUGGUGGUGGUAAUGCCGGUGGCGGUGCUGGUGGUAAUGCUGGUGCUGGUGCUGGUGGUGGUGCUGGUCGUAAUGCUGGUGGUGGUGCUGGUCGUAAUGCUGGUGGUGGUGCUGGUCGUAAUGCUGGUGGUGGUGCUGGUCGUAAUGCUGGUGGUGCAGAUGGAAUGAGUGUACCGCGAGAGAAAAGCAGCGGGUCAGCCGCUGCCGCUGCUUCACGGGAUGGGGGAGGAGCAGCAGAGAAACAGGGGCGGAAGGCACAGGAACGGGAGGAAGCACAGGGGCGGAAGGCACAGGAACGGGAGGAAGCACAGGGGCGGAAGGCACAGGAACGGGAGGAAGCACAGGGGCGGAAGGCACAGGAACGGGAGGAAGCACAGGGGCGGAAGGCACAAGGACGGGAGGAGGCAGCACAGGGGCGAGGUAAGCAGCAGCAGCAGCGCAGCCCCAUCACCCACCGGAGCCCCCUCAUUCAACGCUUACAGCAGCAGCACACGCAGUCCCCUAGAAGCAUGUCUCUGGAAUCCGGGGAGGUGUUACCUGGGGACACCAUAUCAGGAGGCGUAGACUCCCCUGUUUCUUGCGGCGCCAAGCCCACAGUUCGGAAAGGGGCGAAAGAGGAAGAGGAAGGGGAGGAGGCAGAGGAAGGGGAGGAUGCAGAGGAGAUACCCCGUGACCGGGCCUGUGGGCGUAUUCGUGGCUCCUUGACUGCCCUAUCUGCCCCUCCUGACCCUUCUGGCGCGUCUGACCCUUCUGCUCCGUCUGCUCGGUCUACCCUGCCUGUUUCGGUUCGGAAGCCUGUGGAGCUAGGGUUUCCGUACCUGCAGUCGUCGUUCUGGGUGCUGCCUUCUGCUUCGGUGGGGCGGGAGGUGCUGCCUCUCAUUCUGCCCGCGCAGCUGGGAGGAGGGGCUGCGCUGGCAGUCACUGGAGCAGCAGCAGCAGAGGAGGAGGAGGAGCAGGAGAGGCAGGGAGGUUAUGAGGGGCAGAUGCGGCAGAGGCAGGGGGAGCAGCAGCAUGUAGCUGCGGCAGCGGGGAAAGAGUUGGCCCUUGCCGCUGUGUCGAGUCAUCCUGUGGAGGGGGCAGGUUUGGAAGGACACGCAGUUGUAACUUUGGCUGCUUUCCGAGCCAAGAUCGCCAAGGCUGCACUUGCCGAGGCUCUGGAUCGGUUCCUGGCCACUGGGAGCGCCGAGCUGCCUGGACCUGCUCCCGAACCUCUGCCACAGGGUCGGAGUGCAGGUGGGGCGCUAAUCGGUCAGGUACGGAGGCAGGAGGUAGAGGAUCGGGACGAAGUGGGGAGGAGGGACAAUAAGGUUGGAAGAAAGCGGGAGGAGGAGGGAGAUGUAGUGUUCAGGGAACGGCAAAAAAUGAAGAGCCAGCAGGAGUUGUAUAAAACGAAGGGUGGAGAGUCGAGGAAGAGACAGCGGGGGGCAGGAGAAGGGGCAGCAGGGGUAGGUGGGGCGGGUGCGGCGGGUGGGGCAGGUGGAGCACUGAAAGGGCUUCCUGCAGUGAGAAGGAGGAGAUUCCUGAUGGGAGGAGACAGCAGCGAUUCAGAGGAGGACCAAGGAGUGGCGGCAGUAGAGGCUCGGAAGAGGGUGAAGCAGGAGGAGGGCGCGCAGGGAGGAAGGGAGCGGCAGAGGAAGGGGUUGGGACAAGAGGUGGCUGUUGAGGGGAAGGGAGAGAAGAUGGAAGGGAAGGAGAGGAGGGUGGUGAAACGGGAGUGGGAGCAGGAGGAGGAGCGGGUGGCGAUGCAGCAGGGGAAGGCAGGGAGGAGUGGGAGAGAGGGGAAUGAGGGGAGGCAGAUGCAACAGCUCGUUGCAGGCCCAGGGGAGGAUGGAGGUGGUUCAGGUGCUGCUGCUGCUGUUGAUGCCUCUGCUGCUGCCACUGGUGCUGCUGCUGGGCUGCAGCUGCUGGAUUUGUCCAGCCUUGGGGCUCAUGUGCAGGACUCUGCUCUUGUAUCGUUGGGGUUUCUCAACUCUUCCCUCCCACCCCCAUCCAACCCCGACCCCAUCUCAAUCCCCAUGUUCCCCAUUCUCAGAAGUCCGCCCCACAACUUCUCCAAGCGCUCUCACUCGCCCACUGCACCGCUCUCACCCCCACCGCUCUCCACCGCUUCCUUUCCUCUCGCCCAUCCCUCUCUGCCGUCAUCAUCACUGGUUGCCCCCGACUCGCCCCUCUCGCCGCCUCCUUCCCACACCUCCUCUUCCUCACCCUCUCACCUGCACGCACACUUGUCCGAGCCCCCACGAGGAGCCCCACUGGCAGCAGCAGCAGCAGCGUCACUGGCCAGGGCAAUCGCAGCAGCCAAUGUGGACGGGCGGUCACAGAAGGGGGGUGCCCGAGCUUCUGGGGGGGGUGGAAGGGCAGCAGGAGGGGGAGUCUCACGUGGUGCUGCUGGCGCUGGUGCCGGUGCUGCCCGUGGUGCUGCUGGUGCUGCUGCUGCUGCUGCUGGUGGUGUUGCUGCUGGUGGUGGUGGUGCUGGUGGCAAGAGGUUGGGUAGAGGAGCAGGGGGAGGGGUGGGGACUGGAGGGAGUAUGGCUCAUCUGCCUGUUGCUUCAUCGAAUGCGGGCAGUGGUCAGUCCAGUGCCGCUGCUGCUGCUGCCUCUGCUGAUUCCGGGGGGAGAAGCCAUGGGAAUGCAGGCAGGGUAGGCGCAGGAGGAGCAGGGGGGGCAGCGGGAGCAGGUGGGGCAAGGGGAGCAGGAACAGGGGGAGCAGGAGGGUUGGGGGGCGGAGAGAGGGGUUGGGAGAGGAGGGGCGUGGAGAGACGGAGGGAGACAGAUGGGGAUGGGAAGUGGGGGAAGGACAGGCUAAGGGGGGGCAUGGAAGGGGCGGGUAAGGACAGAGGCAGGUCGGAUCUACAGCAAGAGAGGAAGAAGGGCGGCAUGCUGCCGCCCACUGGGGGGCGGCUGUCCCUCAAAUCCAGCUCAGGACAGGGCGCGCCAGGGGGAGGUAGACCUGGGGCAGGGCGGACUGGCGCAGGGGGAGGAGCCAGUGGGGGAGGAGGCUGGGGGGCGGGGGGGCAGGCGGGGGCAGGGGGGAGAGGGGGCGGAGGGGGAGGGGUGGGGGAGAGGAGGGAAGGGUUCAGGUCGCCGCCUGCAGAUGCAGCGCCAGGCGCAGCAGCAGGAGGUGGGGCCGGUCGCAAGGGGCGACUCUCCUUGGAUCUGCCCACUCUGGAGAGGCGGUUGAAGGAGGGCGUGUACAGUGACGCUUCUGGCUCCGCUGCUGCCAUUGCCCGUGCUGCUGCUUCGACUGGAACCACUGCAGCAGGAGGAGGAGGAGGAGCAGGGGGGAGUGCAGGGGGUGCCUUGACAGCAGUGGGAGGAGCAGGGUUGGCUGGUGGUUCUGCAGUGGUAGGGAGUGCAGCGGCAGUGGCGGCGGCGGCGGUGGCAAUGGGUGUGAGGGUGAACGGGCUCGCUCGAUUCGAGAGUGACAUUCAGCUCAUGUGUCGCAGCGUGUUCACCAACGUGAAUGACAAGUCCCCGAUGUAUCGAGCAGCGCGCCAACUCUUCGCUCUCAGCCGUUCCACCAUCGACGGCAUCAAGACCAGCUUUCUCACCUCCCUCCUCCCUUCCCCCUUAUCAAUUGAUGUGCAGCAACAGGGAGAGGAGGAGUCUGAGAGUGAGUCAGGCUCAGAUGCCCAGUCGUCUUGCUCCCUGGGUGGGUCUGUGCGGCCUGUGGGAGGGAGCCGGAAGGGAGGGAAGCAGGUGAAAGGGAGGGAAGGGAGGCGGCGGAAGCAGCAGCGGCAGCAGAAGAAGCGGAGGAGGAAGGAGGAGGAGGAGGAGGAGGAGGAGGAGGAGGAGGAGGAGGAGGAGGAGGAGGAGGAGGAGGAGGAGGAGGAGGAGGAGGAGGAGGAGGAGGAGGAGGAGGAGGAGGAGGGCAGGGAGCAGGGCGGGAAAAGCAAGGGGAGGGGCAGGGGAGCGAAACGAGAGGAGCGGACGGGGAGGAGGAAGGGAGAAGGGGCGGAGGCGAGGGGAGGAGAGCGGAAGGGCCGGGUCCGCACCAGUGCUGGUACAGCCAGUGCCGGCGGCACCGCCGCCACUGCCGUUGGGAGCAAAUCCGACAACUCAAAGGCAGGCCGGGCAGGGGAAGAAGAAGAGGCAGGCGAAACCUCCUCCUCCUCCUCCUCUUCCUCCUCAGAAGGGUCUAAGGGAUCGGGUCCUGUGGUGGUGGUGAAUGUGGCUGAUGAGGAGAUGAGGAGACAUUGGGGGAACAGGAUGACAAGAGCCGCCAUGGUGCCGCCAGUGACUCGGCAGUACGAGGUGGUCGAGGAGUAUGUGAUUGUGGAGGAGGAGGAGGGCGUGCGGAGGAAGAUGCGCGUGGAGCUGCCCGCUGGAUUUGCUGAGAAGGCCCGGCAGGCGCAGGCCAUGGCUGAUGCUAACAGGUACAUACACCUGGAGCUGCCAGAGGUGAGGGAUUGGCGGCCGAGAAAGGCAGUGGGGCCGGAGGUGGGCGAGCAGGAGGUGUACGGCAUCGACCCCUACACACACAACCUGCUGCUGGACACGCUGCCUUUCAUGCCUCCUACUGAGACGGACGAGGAGAGGCACUCCUUUAUCGAGGAUCGCCUGCUGCCUGCCCUGAACCAGCUAGCAGCCUCGUUCAGAGGCAAGGUCCCCUUGGAGCUGGAUCUGAUGCCCGUGGUGGCGCUCAUGAAGAUUGACGCGGACAAGAAGGGCGACCAUGCGCUGAGGGACCUGUGCAAGACGCUUUACUCCGCCAUGCGGGCACGGAGGAACAUGAAGAAACCCGACAAGUACCUGGCUUACAGAAAGGGUCUGGGCGUGGUGUGCAAGGCGCCUGAGGGCAUUCCCAAGGAGGAUUUCGUGGUGGAGUUCUUUGGGGAGGUGUACCCUCCGUGGCGGUGGCACGAGAAGCAGGACGGCAUUCGCAUGAUUCACAACAAGGAGGCUGUUUCUGAGUUUUACAACAUUCUGCUGGAACGGCCAAAGGGUGACGAGGCGGGGUACGAUGUGUUGGUGGUGGAUGCCAUGCAUCGAGCCAACUUUGCUUCUCGCCUCUGCCACUCCUGCAGCCCCAACUGCGAAGCCAAGGUGGUGGCAGUGGACGGGUCGUACAUGAUCGGGGUGUACGCCAUCCGCCACAUCUUGCCAGGGGAGGAACUCACAUUCGACUAUAACUCCGUCACUGAGAGCGUAGAAGAGUACAAGCAGGCCGUAUGCCUAUGCGGCCACCGCUACUGCAAGGGCAGCUACCUGCACCUGGGGGGAGGGCAGUCGUACACGCACGUGAUAAGCCAGCACCAUGCGGUGGUGCGGCGGCAUGCGCUGCUGCUGAUGGCGUCAACAGGGGGAGGCAUCACGGAGGCCGAGGAGAGUGCUUUGCGCCGGGCUGGCAUUGGCAGCAGCUUGCUCUCUGACCUCCCAGAUUGGGCCAUCCGCUACACUGCCCUGCUUGUAAGGGCAGGCAUCACGGAGGCCAAGGAGAGUGCUUUGAGAAGGGCCGGCAUCGGCAGCAGCCUGCUUUCGGAGCUUCCGGAUUGGGCCAUCCGUUACACCGCCUUGCUGGUGAGUGCUGCUGUGCUCUCUCCACUAGCGCUUGACCCUCAACUAGCGCCUUACGGAAAAGGGGCGGAUGAAAGGGUAGGAGGAGGAGUGUGUAAAGUUGAGGAGGGAGAAGGAGGGGGAGUAGGAGGUGGAGGCGGAAGAGGGGGAAUAGGGGAGCUUGCUUCUGGUGCUGCUGGUGUGAAUGGUGGGAGGCGCGAUGGGAGUGGGGAUGGGAAGAAGGAGGAAGAUGAGGCAGAUGUGAAGGCAGAUGUGAAGGCAGAUGUGAAGGCAGCUGCAGCAGGAAUUGAGAGGAUGGAUAUGGCAGGGAGAGGCAGGGAAGGGGAUGGUGGUCGCGGCGGCGGCAGUGGUGGUGUUGCUGCUGCCGAUGCUGGUUGUAAGGUCAAUGGAAGUGCAAAAGGAGCUGCUGCUGGUUGUGAUGUUCGUGGCGUGAACGGUUUUCACAGCAAUUCAUUGAAGAAUGCUGGUGUAGCUGCUAGUGCGGUUGGGAACGGUGCUAGAGAUGGUGCGAGCGGUGCAGAGGGGCAUGAUUGCAAUGAUGGCAACAAUGGUGAUGCCAAGGGUUGUGAUGGUAAGGGUUGUGAUGCCAAUGGGGCUGGUUCUAGUAACGGGGAUGGUGAUAAGGAGGAUACUGAGAGUGAGGAGAGUGAGGAGGGGAGCGACGAGGAAUACGCUCAGGAGGAGGAAGAGGAGGAUGAUGAGGAUGGGUACUCGUCAGGUGAGGAGAGGAGGCGGAGGAAGAGGAAGAAGAGAGAGAAGCAGCAGAAACAGAAGCAGCCGGAGCAGCAGGGUCAGGGGCAGCAGAAGCAGGAGCAGCAGGAAGAGGAAGAGGAGGAUGAGGAGGAGGGGUGGGAUUUGGAAGAAGAUGCCAGAAACGAGGCUGAAGGAGUCUACCUAGGUCGCUUACAGAACCUAGCGAUCACAAUGGACAGGGUGCGAUACUGCCUCAAGUCACUCUACGGAGAUCCCAAGGCCGGCCCGCCGCCCCUGCGCCUGGUGACGGCGCACGAGCUCGUGCGCAAGGUGUGGGGCGGCGAGGGCUCCGUGGUGGCGGUGCUGCUGCGCUGCAUCGCUCUGCACCUCGACCGCCCGGCGUUUGUGGCGUUCCGGCAGCGCGUGAGGGAGAGGACACCUAAACCCAAUGCUCACGCGCUCAAACGCAGCCUAUUGUGGCUGCGGGAUGAGCUGCUUCAGCUGCCCGUGACUGCGGGCAGCCGAAACGACGCAGCGGCCGAUCUGAUCCAUCUAUACGCCUACACCACCAACGUAUUCGCCUUGCACGAGUACCCCCCUUUCGACUCCCCACCCAUGACCAUAGUUGCAUCUGACCUCGGCCGAAACAUCGCCUCGCCCUCUCCCUCCGUCCCACCGCCCUCCUCCUCCUCCUCCUUCGCGCACUACCCUCAGCAAGACGAGUGGGAGUGGGUGAAGGAAUACGACAGCGAUUACAUUUCCGGGCAGCUGAUAUUUUGGUUCAAGCAGACGCUGGUGGAUCCGGGCAAGGCGUUGAGGGCGUUGAGAAGGGGGUGUCUUCUCUUGCCAGACCCAUCGUCUUGUUACUCCAAGAACCCGCUGCAAGCUCUGCCGAGGGCGUAUGGGCAGAGGGAGAGGAGGUCGCUGCUGCAUCGCAUGGUGAGCUCUGUCAGUGAUGAGUUAUGUUGA
Molecule: messenger RNA, 16242 nt
Organism: Closterium sp. Naga37s-1
Lineage: Eukaryota; Viridiplantae; Streptophyta; Zygnematophyceae; Desmidiales; Closteriaceae
Source: the annotation of a GenBank genome assembly